AUGACGCCUAAUCCACAACCUUGUAUAAUUUGUGGCGGUUCCGUGACAAGAUUAUGGUCAUUUCAAAGUCAUGUGGGAGAUCACUACCUAAGAAUAUAUGAUACAAAUAAUGCGAAUAAUUCCAACAUCACCGAUGAAAUGGGGGUUGAUUUUGGUGGCCUAGUGGAUGGUACAAAUACCAGUGUUGAUACAUUGGUUCAAUUCAAGGAUGUUUCUAGCGGAUUUCCAGACUUUGAAACAAGGAUGAUAUUAGUUUUGUAUCACAACAACGUGAAGUAUCAUCUUAAAGCUCGUGACGUCGAUGAAGAGUUGAUUGCAGUGACUGAAGACGUGGCAGCUAAUCUUACGGACAAAAGUGAUGUUUUUGCACCUGUGAAACUGAGCUUUGAGCAUCAUCUCUUCUAUGUAUUCGAGUCAGUCUUGUACCGUGACCAUUAUCUAGCAUCGACUGGAGAAGCUAAAACAAAACUUGUCAAUGUUCACAGUGAACCAUUCAGAGAUUCCGAGACGUUGAUUAAGAUCAUCGAUCCAGGUCAAGCGAUUGCAGGUGCUGCUUUUGGAGAAAAUUCCAAUUCGGGAAGAAGAAAGCGUGCCCUGGUUAGACGAAGAUCUAUGAGGAAAGAGAUUGUUGAGUUAUUCCCCGGUAGAGCAUACGGCAAGAAAAAAGUAGCUCCACCACGAGUUACGACGGAAGGAUCUAGGGGAGUGCAUGCUCAGAGCUAG
Molecule: messenger RNA, 723 nt
Organism: Dendronephthya gigantea
Lineage: Eukaryota; Metazoa; Cnidaria; Anthozoa; Malacalcyonacea; Nephtheidae
Exons: 4
Coding region: 1-723 (240 amino acids)
Source: RefSeq, a predicted model, not a curated record